AUGCAAGAAAAAUACAAACUCCCUGCUUGCUUGAGCAAGAAAGAUUUUAGAGGAACAAGCCAAACUGCAACUCCUUCUUCAAGGCAGGCAAAGACGCCUAAAUUAAACCGGAUUUUUUCAGAAUCAAAAUUAUUUUCAGCUACUACAACGAACCUUUACAAAAAUAAUUUUAAUACUAGCCAGCCUGACCAAACAUAUCUGGCCAAGAUAAGGCCAAAACACAUUAGGAUUGAUAAGGAAAAACUAUACGAAGAAAAUAUCACAUAUAAGCACAUGAUAAAUGCAUUAAGCGAAGAAAAUACAAAAUUAAAAACCAAAAUAUCUCAAAUGGAUCAUGAGAUGCAAGAAAAAAAAUUAUACCCAAAUACACCUAUUGUAACUCAAAAAGGAAAAUCCCAAGUGCAUUUGAUAGAAAAUUUAAAAAGCACAAUAAAAGAACUCCGAAGUGAGCUGCAAACAAGAAACAUGGAAUAUGAAGAGCUGAAACGCUCAGUAAGAGUCACAAAAAUGAACGAAGUCACUGAAGAGCUAAAACAAUAUAUUAAUGAAUGCAAAAGAUUGAAAAGAGCCAAUGAUGAGUUACAAGAAGGCUUAAAUAAUCCUCCCAAUGCAAUGGGAGGCUUAGCGGGACUUACUGCAUAUGGAAAGCUGAAAAUAGAAUAUGAGCAGCUUGAAAAAAGCUUAAGGCUUUAUCAAGAAUCUGAUAAGAUGAAAUCUGAACAAAUUGCUGAGCUUAAAAGAUUAUUCAACCAAAGCGAGCAAGGGGUAUUAAUUAUUGAUGAAGAGCCAGUUUCUAAGAGAUCCAAUAGAAGUGCUGAGAUAAAUGACCAAAAUAACAAGGAAAUAAAUAAACCAAAUGCUCAAAAGAAAGAAGCUCUAAUACCUUUAGAAGGAAACAAUGAAUUUAUUAAGAAUGAAGCUGGAGAUAUGACUAAUCGAACUAAAUUGAUUUUGAAAAAGCUGCAGUUAUUUUUGAAGAUAAAUAAAUUGCAGCCGAAAGACUGGAUUGAGACAAUUCCUAGAUCAAUUCAAGGAAUAUUGUCAUUAGAUGAACUAUGAAAAGCAUUAAAUACCGGAAAAAUUCCUAUAACUAAUGAAGAAGUCCACAUAUUACUUCAGCAGCUUGGAGAAAACGACAAUCAAAUUUUAUGCUCAGUCUUAGUUGACGAGCUCUCUGCAAUGGACCUAAGAAAGCCUUCAAUACCUUCCAGUAUCCUAGAAAUUGGCACCCCAAAACCAAUCUCAAAAAGUGAUGCUCAGAUAAUUCUAGGAGAAAUUCAAUGCAGACUCGCCCUUUUAAACAUAAAAGACUUGAAAAAAUCAUUAGAAAAUGACCUCAAAAACGACUCAUUUACAUUUUCAGAAUUAAUUGAAAUCUUUAAUGACAAAUAUUUAAAGAUCGAAAAAGACGAAGACAGGACAAAGCUAGCUAAAUAUUUCCUCUGCAAUAAAACAAGUAUUUCGAAACAAGAAUUGAUUAAUAUGAUCAUUAGUGAAACAGAAGACUGGAAAUUUUUAAGUCCUAGUGAAAUUGAUAGUGCAAUUAAAGGAAUUAAAGCAAAAUUAUGGGAAGGCUAUGAUGACCUUUUAACAAGAAUUAAAAGAAAACUUGCAAGCGAAUUUAUCCCAGUUUGAGAUUUAAUUGAUGAAAUGAAAAUAUAUGGAUUUAUAAGUAUAUAUUUAUUUUUGUAAAUUUAAAUUUGUGGUUUUUAAUGCAAAAAUUAAGAAAAUCAUUAUAAAUUAGGAUACACCUGAGCAAAUAUUAUUUUGCAAGGAACAGUUUUUCUCAUAUGAAAAGUCAAUGAGUAGAGUGCCUUAUGCGCAAGCACUGAAAGAUUUAAAUAAAUUAGUCGUAAAAACCCAAGCAAAAGAAAAUUCAUUUGUAGAACCACAAGAAAGCUCAAUUGAAAUUAAUAAAGAUGAAGAAAUCUCUGGGUCUCAUAAUGAAGAAAAUAAAGAGUAUAUUUAUUCUCAGCUAGAACCUGCUCUUUCUGAAGAUGAGCCAUUUUCAGAUAUUGAAAUUAGUAAAAAUAUGCUAGAAUCUAAUAAAGAGAGCACUGCAAUGGCAAAUAUUUUAGAGAUACCUGAUGAAACUCAUGCAAAAGCAAGUGAAAAGCCUUCUUUCAUUGAAGAGAAAAUUGAAGAAUUAUAG
Blepharisma stoltei is the source of this 2152-nucleotide messenger RNA. Lineage: Eukaryota; Ciliophora; Heterotrichea; Heterotrichida; Blepharismidae. The record is from the annotation of a GenBank genome assembly.